This is a messenger RNA of Python bivittatus (Burmese python), 465 nucleotides long. The record is from RefSeq and is a predicted model, not a curated record. NCBI's taxonomy places the organism in Eukaryota, Metazoa, Chordata, Lepidosauria, Squamata, Pythonidae.
CCUUCGAGUUCUGCGGCUUCUGGGUGCUGUCGGUCGCCGUAAGUGGCGUUUGUUCCGGCGUGCGCUUGGAUGACGUGGCGUGGACGGCGGAAGCGGCGCCUCCUUUCCUCGGUGGCGACGGCGGCGACGACGGGGAUGGCGCCGGCCGGGGUCCCGUGGCGCGUGGUGGCCUUGUUGGUUUUGCCUGGCCGGGCCGACGAGCAUGACCACACGUACCAAGAUAAAGAAGAAGUUGUUUUAUGGAUGAAUACUGUAGGACCAUAUCACAAUCGACAGGAAACCUACAAAUACUUCUCUCUCCCUUUCUGUGGUGGAUCCAAAAAAAGCAUUGAUCACUACCAUGAAACUCUUGGAGAAGCACUUCAAGGAGUUGAACUAGAAUUCAGCGGUUUGGAUAUUAAAUUUAAAGGUAAAAUAACCAUAAGUCACUAUUGCUGAUGUUUUAAAAAUUACUGUAUUUGUUUG